ACAAGACAAGGCUCACCGCGCAGUAGACCAACAGCAGCCUAGCCGUAUUGUAUUCCCGCAUCUUUGGCUUGCUAUACUAGACCUGCGUCUGGCCAUGGCGACUGUUCAGCGCACUUACGGGUCUCGCAAGAAGGACAUCGAGAUGGAGGAUGCCGAACUGCCGGACAUGCAGAUUCGUGCUGAUCUGCACGAUGAAGACGACGAUGAGUUGACGCCGCCGACCUCUCAAGUGUCGCUCAUGUUGACGCCCAAGGCCAAAAUCGCAGCUAUGCUUGCAGAGCUGGACAAAUCGCCAUCCUCGCAGAGUGCGACGCAUGCCGCCGCGGGUGCGGAUGUGGAGAUGGAGGAAGGCAGUGACGAGGACAUCGAGCUCCCUGGCGCGCGUUUGCAUUCGUCGACGACGCAGCAGGCAGAGUCGCACCCAGCAUCACCAGCAAAUGAAGAUGAAAGCACAAGGAAUGCGCAAUUCAAAAGCAUUGCUGACAUUAUGGCCGACAGCAAUGAUGAGCUAGAAGACGAUCUCGAUGAAGAUGCUGCAUAUCUCAGAGCACGCCAACGUCUCAUGAAGCCAGCCCCUAAAGAGAUCAAGUCCGCCGACAACGACGCCGAAUCUGACUCUGAUGUGGACUUGGCGAUUGCUGCCCCAAAGAAGCUGUCCAGUCGUGAGAAGCUUGUUGCUCUUGCACGACAACGUCGUCUUGCAGGAAAAGUGGAUGACGCAUCGAGUGCAGAUGAUGUCGCUGAGGAACAAGUCAUUGCAACCAGUAUCAAGGACAAGGAGCAAACCUCUGGCUCUGGCUCAGAAAGUGAAGAGAUCGAAGCGGAAAUGCGGCUUUCCUCUGCUCGUCGGCCACGACGUGCUGCUGGCAAAAAGGCACUGGAGGAGAUGCACAAGAAGACUGCGAGAAUGGAGCGUGGUAUGGGUCUAGUGCCUGAAGCAAGAGUCAACAAGAAGCUCACGGUGAGUGACUUUUUCAGCAAGAUUGGAUAUGGCAAGAAGAAGGAGGAACCGAUUCAAGGCGUUCCAGAAGUGAUUCCAUCGCGGGAUGAUGAGGUUGUCGUUGCUGAAGACUCCACAUUUGGUACUCACACUGCUGAUAAAUCGCCCAGACCGCUUUCAAAGCCCUUACCUGUGUCGAUCGCAUUUGCUCCUGGUCUCGAGGACAGUGAUGAAGAAGACAUUGCGCUGCCAUCCAUUGCGGAUAUGAUGCUUGCUCGACAAAAGUCUCCAACGCCAGAGCCAGAAGCAGCAGAGGUCGUCACCGCCAAGCCCGUCACACCAGAGAAACCAUUACCUAACGCUCAAGCGCAUGUCGACAUUGUGCUCGAGGACAGCAGUGAAGAGGAAGCACCACUGCCAAGCAACCUCAAGUCUCACAAGCUCCUCUUUGCAAAGCGUGAUUUCGCCAAGAUUGAAAAAGACCGCAAAGCAGCCAAGUUCCAUGCGCUUGCACGACCUGAUUCCCCAACCAAGGUUGAAGCACGUCUGGAGAAACAACGGAAAGCGGCACUACUCGCUCGUGUUGCGCAGCAGGCAAAAGUCGAAAGAGCGGAACGUGAAGCGGCAAUGAAGGCCGCCGGGGUCCAUCUGACGAGUGCUGCGGACCGUGCCAAGGAGGCGAUUGAGGUGGAAGAUCUUGUCGAGCGUGCUAGACGGCAAGCUGACGAAUUGCGCAAGCUGGAGAAGAAGGAGGAUGCAAAGCGGAAGGCAGAGCAAGAUGGCGUGAACGACGAGGAAGAAGAGGAUGAAGACUACCAUGAAGGCUCGCCUAUGCAAAGCGAAGGAUCUGAUGCCGAUCAGAGUGGCAGCGACAAUGAAGGCGACGACACAGACUCUGGCUCAGAAACAGCGGAUGUACCUGAGAAAGUCCUUGUCGGGCAAGAGCCAACAGAUGAGCCUGAUCAUUCUACAUCCAUCUUGUCCGAAAGGCUGUUGACUGACGAGGACGAUGACAUGCCCGCGAAACAUCGUCAGCCGCCACGCACAAGAAGGCAUCAUCGAGUCCUCGACGAUGGCGACUCUGACGAUGACAAAGAAAAUUCUGUGCCCAAGGAUGCGCCUGCUAGUCCAAACAACUGGGGACUGACCCAAUUCUUUGAAGCGACGCAAGCACAAGAUGGUCCUGUUGCAGCCAAUGUAUCAGCCACCCAAUUUGCAAGGUCGCCGGUGCAAGGUAAUGCGCCUGGACUUGGACGCAGCUUUGCUGCCUUGCGUGAAGGAAUCUCAUUUGAUGAAGAAACAACUUCACGUCCGCCAGUCCUUGCCGAAGACCGGGCGGAUGUUAUACCUUCAUCAUUUGUUGCGCCUCUACCAGCUCUUGGCAUGGCGACGCAAUUUUCAGUCUUUGAUCCUUUGUCGGAUGAUGAAGAUAUAAUAUUGCCAGCUGGUCACAGAGCAGUACCUGAUUUUACACAAGCAACGCAGGUCGACAGUGCUUCUAUGCAAGAGGCCUCUCCUAGUGAUGACGCUGCUCCACGAAAGUUGCUGCGAAUGCGCAAGGCUGAUGCCGCGGAUAUGCCUACCCAGGUCUCGCCGCCAAAGAGAGUCAACCCAUUCCGACUCAUGAAGGCUGCUAUGGACGAGGAACAGAAUGCUAAAGCACGAAAGGCGUUUGUGGACGACCGUGCGGUUGAGUCGGAUGACGAGUAUGCCGGCAUGGGUGGUGCAUCAGAUGAUGAUGCUGAAGAGUCGGCGGCUAUGGCUAAGGAGCUUGACUUGAUGAUUGACCACGAUGCUGCAGAACUGGAUGGGGAGGGUCGAGCAGAGCUGGCUGCCAUGUAUGCUGCUAAAGACCUGGAACUUGACGAGCAACUGGUCACCAAUCUUAUGAAUGACAUCAAUAACGGAGGCUUGCGUAAGAAGCGUGGUGCUGGCCUUCUCGACAUGGAUGAUUCAGAGGAUGAGGAAGAAGAGACUGCUAGGCACAAGGCGCGUCAGCAGCUUCGCAGAGCGCAGAUGCUUGAAACGCAGAAUCUUGCAUCACUCGAGGCCAAUCCCAAAAUGCAGCCCUUCAUCGCAGCCAUGGAAGAUCGUGACAGUCAGCUCAAGUCUCUCAUUGAGAUUGACGGAGAAGACGAUUUCUUUCCCUCCAUGGUCGCCGAAUCGCAAGUCAAAGCUACACAAUCUUGGUCGAUGGAAGCGGAUGACAAUCAAGACACGCAAGCUGAUGUUGGUGAGCAAGAGGCGCAAGCAGACACAUUCGCUGCUCCUCUGGUUGUACCAGUAAAGCGGCCGAGUAAGACUGCCGUUGACGUUCGCCAGGCGCUUUCCUUCUUGAAGAACACUGAAGACAACUUGUCUGACGAAGACGAUCAUGACAUGGCCACAUCGCGAGCUACGGACCCAAGGUUCAAGCCGACACUGAAGCGAGAACGCUCGUCGCUGUCUAUUGACGAUCGCUCCAAGACACCUUCACUAUCGCACGGCGACUCAACCAGCUCGAAUGGGCCUAUCUGGCGAGAUCCUCGCACCUCUGGCUUAUCGUUGGCCAGAUCACAAGAGUCAAUGUACGCAAAGCUCAGCAAAUCACGCUCGACUGGUGGCAAAAGCGACAGAGCUGAUGCGGGCGUUGGCGCAGCUGUCACUGUUGUAUCCCAUGGUGUGCAGCAGAUUGCAAGCCGGAAGGCUUCAAGUAGUGUCAAUUACAUGCGAGUUAUGAAGGAACGCCAGCAACUGAUCGAUGCGCCGCAAGUACCAGUCAAGCCCAAAGUAAAGCCUGACGGCAAGCGCAAGAACGUGAUGGCGCUUUUCAAAUAGUACAUGUACAUUAAAUCUGCCUUUGUAUUUUGG
Molecule: messenger RNA, 3790 nt
Organism: Protomyces lactucae-debilis
Lineage: Eukaryota; Fungi; Ascomycota; Taphrinomycetes; Taphrinales; Protomycetaceae
Product: MRC1-like domain-containing protein
Exons: 2
Coding region: 95-3757 (1220 amino acids)
Biological process (GO): activation of protein kinase activity; mitotic DNA replication checkpoint signaling; mitotic G2 DNA damage checkpoint signaling
Molecular function (GO): anaphase-promoting complex binding
Source: RefSeq, a predicted model, not a curated record